Papaver somniferum (opium poppy) is the source of this 1814-nucleotide messenger RNA. RefSeq names its product AMSH-like ubiquitin thioesterase 2. Gene Ontology annotation, cellular component: membrane; endosome. The transcript has 11 exons. NCBI's taxonomy places the organism in Eukaryota, Viridiplantae, Streptophyta, Magnoliopsida, Ranunculales, Papaveraceae. The coding region runs from base 407 to 1492 and encodes 361 amino acids. The record is from RefSeq and is a predicted model, not a curated record. Gene Ontology annotation, biological process: protein K63-linked deubiquitination. Gene Ontology annotation, molecular function: metal-dependent deubiquitinase activity; protein binding; K63-linked deubiquitinase activity.
ACCUACUAUGCUGUGCGGCUGUUCUCCAGGAUGUUUCCAUCAAAAAAAAGCAGUUCCCUCGGCAAGUUUAAGUGUUCACUUGGCUUUUUCGAUGGAGUCGUGGGAAUCAUGUUUUUGUUGUUACUACUAAAAACCAUCCCUGUGCUUCGACUCCGUCGGCGCAAAGACGGGUUUUAAAUUUUAAUGGAUGAUCCUGUCCGGUGGCACACCUGAACGGCGAUGAUUUGGCCAGGAAAAAUAAAAUAAUAGUAGUAUUACAGAAUAGCCAGAUUCCCAAAACGUCACGUCUCUUUGUUGCGCUCACAAUCAUUUUCCAUAGCUCAUCCUUUUCUCCCACUCCUUUAAUGCCUCUUCGAUAUCACGAGACGUCUGUAACCAUAGGUUUUCGCACAAGCACAAGCGAACUAUGGAAGUCUCAGUUCCCAAUCCCAUCAAGCUAUCUUUCUACUAUAGAAUUGCUGAUCAGCUUAUUACCCAGGCAAAUCAGUGUAGAAAUGAAAAGAAGAUAACUGAUCUUUACUGGACUAUCAACAGAUACUGCAGUUUGGUUUCUAUUAUAGCUCGACACCAAAGUUAUUCGACCUACUCUUCUGAAGAAAAGCUUCAUCAUAGUAAGAUACGUGAGGAGUUCACCAAAGAAUUGGAACUUCUGAAACCUCAACUGGGCUGUAUCUCUUUGAGUGAACGUGAUCACUCCUCGCCAAACAGUGAUGAGAGCAAUGUCAGUAAGGGAAAUAUUGGGUUAACAUCUGCUACUACAGGGGAGUCUUGCAGAAGUUGCACAUCACCUUCUUCAACCUUCUCAAACACAGAGACUGUCUGCAUCGUCAAUAUUCAUCUUGUUACUCAAUCUUUCCCCUCUCCCACUCUUUCAUUCGUACACGAUAUGCCCUGUGGUUCCGGUGUGUCUCACAUUGAUAUUGCUGAUUCGACCCGCGAGCAUUCCGGACAUUCUUACCAAGACAUACACAUUUCGGCAAGAUUGAUGGAUGAUUUUAUGGAACUUGCUAGUGACAACACAAAACAGGAUGUGGAGACCUGUGGUAUUCUUGGUGCUUUUCUUAAGGACAGUAUAUUUUACGUGACCACGUUGAUAAUACCAAAGCAGGAGGCAACUUCCAGUUCGUGCCAGGCUAGGAAUGAGGAAGAGAUCUUUGCCAUUCAAGAUGAGCAUUCCCUCUUUUCUCUCGGAUGGAUCCAUACACAUCCUUCUCAAACCUGUUUUAUGUCAUCCAUCGACCUACACACUCAGUUCUCCUAUCAGGUCAUGCUCCCUGAAGCAAUUGCUGUAGUCAUGGCUCCAACAGAUCCCUCAAGGAACUAUGGUAUAUUUCGACUAUCCAACCCAGGGGGCAUUAAUGUCAUCAGGGAGUGCGAUGAGAGAGGUUUUCAUUCUCAUCAAGAACCAUCAGAUGGGAGUCCCAUUUAUGAGGAGUGCUCCAAUGUCUAUAUCAACCCAAAUCUCAGGUUGGAAAUUUUUGAUCUACGCUGAUUCCAGGAAAACUUAAAUAUGAAAGAAAGUGUGUUGCUCGGUGAGUCAGGAGCUCCAUAAGAACCAACAAAGAAGGCCAAGCAAGGAUAUUCACCUGUUUUUUCGCUAUCAUAAUUAUGUUUGCUUGUGUACAUGCGACUUCUCAGUUGCCUCUUUGCCUAACUGCCUAACAAAUUGUAAGAUGACAUAAUUGUUAUUUGUCGAUGUAAUAAAUGGUAAAGACCAGACAGUUCUCAAAUUGCAUUUCGACUUGUAGAUGGGUAACAUGACUACUCAAGAUUCUAUACGAAUGAGAAUCAGGCUUCUGAAUGCAACUAUGUAA